This is a messenger RNA of Labeo rohita (rohu), 798 nucleotides long. RefSeq names its product ribonuclease inhibitor-like. The annotation marks the transcript as partial. Lineage: Eukaryota; Metazoa; Chordata; Actinopteri; Cypriniformes; Cyprinidae. The transcript has 4 exons. Gene Ontology annotation, molecular function: protein binding. The record is from RefSeq and is a predicted model, not a curated record.
ACUUUCAGACUGCAGUAUCACUGAAGAAGGUUAUAAAGCUCUGGCUUCAGCUCUGAGGUCAAACCCUUCACACCUGAUAGAGCUGGAUCUCACAGGAAAUGAUCCUGGACAAUCAGGAGUGAAGGAGCUCAAUGAUUUACUACAGGAUCCAAACUGUCAACUUAAGAUACUGAGUCUGUGUAGAUGCAGAAUUACAGAGGAACAGUGUCUCAUCCUGACUUCAGCUCUGAAAUCAAACCCAUCACACCUGAAAGAACUGAACCUGAGCAGGAAUAAACUAGGAGACUCUGGAGUGAAAGUGAUCAGUGAUCUACUGAUGAACACACAAUUCAAGCUGGAGAAACUACAUCUGUAUAAUUGCAGUAUUACAGAGAAACAGUGUCUCAUCCUGACUUCAGCUCUGAAAUCAAACCCAUCACACCUGAGAGAACUGAACCUGAGCUUGAAUAAACUAGGAGACUCUGGAGUGAAAAACCUCAGUGAUCUACUGAUGAAAACACAAUUCAAGCUGGAGAAACUAGAUCUUUGUAGAUGCAGAAUUACAGAGGAACAGUGUCUCAUCCUGACUUCAGCUCUGAAAUCAAACCCAUCACACCUGAGAGAACUGAACCUGAGCUGGAAUCAAAUAAAAAACACAGGAGUGAAUCACUUAUGUGACGUACUGAAGGAUUCACACUGUAAACUGGAGAGAUUGAGGUCAGUAACAUUCACAUACAAGAAUCAAAAUGAUUAAAAUCACUUCAACAGUUUAAACCAAAACACUUUAUAGUAUCUAACGAUGUCUACAGAAGCUUCUUA